GAUGCAUGUUAUGUUGGAUGGACUGUCGGACGCAUCUGUCUGUUUUGCCGAUAUAUGGCGCAAUCAGCCGUCGUGUAAGUGGAUCAAGCGUUCAUUGCACUAUAGUCCGCCAGACAGUCAGUCAGUCAGUCAGUUCACGUCAUUUCGACUGUAUAGGUGUGGAUGGGCUGCGCCUCUGCAGCUACGACAAAUCACCCAAGGCACUCAACCCAUCGAUCGGUCAAGGCCGCUCGCUACACCGCCUCCCUCCGCCCACGAUCUAGCUAUACACACACACAUACACACACCCACAUACACACAAGCAGGCAGGCAGCCACCGGCCAGACAUCCGCAGCCAGUCGGCUCAGUCGUCGGCUAAUUAGUGCGGUCGCUCAUAUACAGACGAACAGACAGACAGCCAGACGCGCCCAUGCAUGCACACACAAGAAUGAGCCAUGGAUAAAGGAGAGGCUGCUCGCUCUGGUCUUGCUGCCUCGCUCACGCCGCCUUCUGCAAGGACGAAGAGAGAGAGAGAGAGAGAGAUGAGCCUGCCUCUCUCUUGUCUGUGUGGAUUGGGUGCUUGGUCAUAUCUGCAGCAUAUCUGCAGGCAGGUUACCUACCUGGACGGGCAGGAAGAGUUUGAAUUCGUUGGGGAGCUCGUCUUCGCUGUAGAGGCGGUCGCUGAAGUAGAUGCGGCGGAUGCGGCAGUUGGCGUGGAUCUGCACACGCAAGGUCUCGAUGUAGUUGGUGCCUGACACACACACACACGCACAGGGAGGGGGAGAGCAGCCAUUUUGAGUCUGGUGUGACGCGUGGCGGUUUGGCCGAUCGACCGACUAACCGUAUGCGCGUCUGGUGAAGUCGGACAGGUUGAACUGGAUCUGGUUCCAGCCCUCGUCCAAACGCAUGGGCAUCGUGCAGAUGAACGGCUUCACACGGGUGGUCGACUGCACUCACCCAAUCACAUCACACACGUAUGGCACGGCACACACAUGAAUGGGCCCAGCUGGGGUGCGUCUGUGUAUCUGUGUGUUGUGUGUGCCUGGUAGUUGGAUGCGCGGAACCUCCGUCGGAUGUUCUUGUCGUCGAGCACCUGAACCUCAAACGUGAAGUACUUCUUCAGCUGCACACACACGCGAACACACACACACACACACACACGUGUGAGAGCAGCCAGCUGUGCUUGACGCAUCCUUCCAUCCAUCCCCUGUCUGUUGGCUCACGCACAUUCUUCAUGAUCAUGACAAGGAAGGGCAGCUUGAUGCCCAAAGUCUUGUUCGGGUCGGCAGGGCAGGUGAUGAAAUUCGUAGACACGUUCGUACCUGAGAGAGAGAGAGAGAGAGAGAGAGAUGUGGUGGUGUGCCUGGCCCGAGCUCCUCCCGCCGCCCACCCAUAAUCUCGAGGACGCUGGACUGAAUGUCCGAGUCGGUGAGCCGUUUGAUGUGCCCAUUGCGGACUGAAGGAGGCACGUUGCAAGACAGACAGACACACAAAUGAAGCUUGGCGACACUGCAGUGGCCUCAGUGCGUGUGCCAUGCAUGCCCACCCUUCUUGUCCCAAAUCUGCAGCGGCUUGCUCCUGAUGGAAGGAACAACACACACACACGCAGAGGGACAGGCAGACAACUGAGCGAGUGCGCGCAUGCGCCCGUAAGCAUGUUCUGCCGAGUAUUUGGCAGCCAAAGCGUCGCCCUCAUGUGGCAUUUCGCCUCCCUGCCCCAUGUGUGCCUCACCCGACGCUGUAGAGGAUGGAGAGGAAGCCCGACUGAAAGGUGUUCUUGAACAUGGUCGCGACGAUGCAGGUACAACGUUGCAGGGGCACUCUCGAGGACGCUCAGGCCCUUCCAGCCCAG
Vitrella brassicaformis is the source of this 1831-nucleotide messenger RNA. The record is from the annotation of a GenBank genome assembly. NCBI's taxonomy places the organism in Eukaryota, Vitrellaceae.